Molecule: messenger RNA, 576 nt
Organism: Cryptosporidium muris RN66
Lineage: Eukaryota; Apicomplexa; Conoidasida; Eucoccidiorida; Cryptosporidiidae
Exons: 2
Coding region: 1-576 (191 amino acids)
Source: RefSeq, a predicted model, not a curated record
AUGUCGUCUAAUUUCUUUCCUCAUCUCCUAGCACGUGCUUUGGGCACUAAAAGCCUUUUACAAAAUAAACAAAUAUUUAGGAAAACGUUUUCAACUCCAACAGAUGCUCCUACUUCUAUAAUUGAAUGGGAUUCUUUUUCAAAUUCUGAAAAAAUUCUUGAAUUUAAUAGGGAUACAGCAAAACUAAUUAAUGAUUUCAAAACCGAAGAAUGUGAUUUAUGGGAAUGGAGAGAUCCAGAACUAUCAAUGUCAUUUAGUCAAUUAAUAGAUUCACGAACUCUUCCAAAUGCAGAAACUACAUUAACAGAGAGUAGUAAUUCAUUUAACUUCAAUAUUCUUAAUCCAUCUAGGCGUCAACAACUUCAAAGUAAUCCAGAACAAAAUAUUACAAAUCCUAAAUCUUUUAUCAAGCUACCUAUUCUGGGGAUAUCAAACGGUAAUGAAUACAAUGAUGAACCUUCUGGUUUAUUUAUCUCAUCUUCUAGUAGAUCUAAAAAUGGGAAAUACGAUACAAAUAGUUCUCAAUAUGUUGAUACAGAAUCUAUACAUAGAGAAAGUAAAUUUCGUAAAAGCUAA